Molecule: messenger RNA, 2899 nt
Organism: Sorex fumeus (smoky shrew)
Lineage: Eukaryota; Metazoa; Chordata; Mammalia; Eulipotyphla; Soricidae
Gene: WDR75
Product: WD repeat domain 75
Exons: 21
Coding region: 2-2494 (830 amino acids)
Biological process (GO): positive regulation of rRNA processing; positive regulation of transcription by RNA polymerase I
Cellular component (GO): nucleolus
Molecular function (GO): protein binding; RNA binding
Source: RefSeq, a predicted model, not a curated record
GAUGGUGGAGGAGGAGAGUGUCCGCGUGGUUCGGUGCGGUGGCAGCCAGUUGAACUUUAGGAGAGCGGUGUUCUCUGUGGAUUCGAAGUUUAUCUUCUGUGUUUCUGGAGACUUUGUUAAGGUUUAUAGCACAACUACAGAAGAAUGUGUGCAUAUACUGCAAGGACACAGAGAUGUUGUGACAGGAAUCCAUCUCAACCCCAACAAUCAUUUACAGUUGUAUUCUUGUUCCUUUGAUGGCACAAUUAAACUGUGGGACUACGUAGAUGGCAUUUUAAUAAAGACUUUCAUAAUUGGACAGAACCUUCAUGCCCUCUUUGCUCUUGCCCAAGUGGAAGAUUCUGUUUUUGUUAUUAUAAGCCAUGAAAAACCAGAUCUUUUUCAGCUGGUUUCAGUGAAAUUGCCAAAAUCAGCAAGCCAGGAAAUUGAAGCUAAGGAAGUCUCUGUUGUUUUGGAUUACAUUAACCAGUCACCAAAAUGCACUGCCUUUGGAAAUGAGGGAGAAUAUGUUGCUGCAGUACGGGACUUUUACUUAUCUGUUUAUUUUUUCAAAAAGAAAAAAACAUCAAGGUUUUCUUUAUCAUCAUCAAGAAAUAAGAAACAUUCUAAGAAUAAUUUUACAUGCGUAGUCUGCCACCCAAAAGAAGACUGCAUAGCAACUGGUCACAAGGAUGGCAAAAUUCGUCUUUGGAGGAAUUUUGAUGAUGAUAAGAACUACACAUACACCACCUUACAUUGGCACCAUGAUAUGGUUAUGGAUUUGGCUUUUUCAGUAACGGGCAGCAGUCUGCUGAGUGGUGGUCGUGAAUCUGUCCUUGUGGAGUGGCGAGACGUAACAGAAAAGAACAAGGAGUUCCUUCCCCGUUUAGGAGCAACUAUUGAACAUAUCUCAGUCUCGCCAGGAGGGGAUUUGUUCUGUACUUCUCAUUCUGACAAUAAGAUAAUGAUCAUUCAUCGAAACCUUGAGGUAUCUGCAGUGAUUCAAGGUCUAGUGAAAGAUAAAAGUAUUUUAACUGGUUUGAUGGUUGAUCCAAGAACUAAAGCUUUGGUUUUAAAUGGAAAACCUGGUCACUUGCAGUUUUAUUCUCUCCAAAAUGACAAACAGCUGUACAAUUUAGAUAUUAUACAGCAAGAAUAUAUCAAUGACUAUGGUCUAGCACAAAUUGAGCUAACGAAGGCUGCAUUUGGCUGUUACGGUAGCUGGCUUGCAACUGUGGAACAACGUCAAGAAAAGGAAAUUGAGCUUGAGUUGCAAAUGAAACUGUGGAACUAUAACAAGAAAACACAAGGGUUUGUUCUUAAUACAAAAGUUAACAUGCCACAUGAGGACUGCAUUACAGCUCUCUGUUUCUGUAAUGCAGAAAAAUUGGAAACCCCCACCUUAGUCACAGCAAGUAAAGAUGGCAACUUCAAAGUAUGGAUACUGACAGAUGACUCUGAUAUAUACAAAAAUGCUGUUGGUUGGACCUGUGACUUUGUGGGUAGUUAUCACAAAUACCAAGCAACCAAUUGCUGUUUCUCGGAAGAUGACUCUCUACUAGCUGUUAGUUUUGAAGAAAUAGUUACAAUAUGGGAUUCGGAGACAUGGGAGCUUAAAUGUACAUUUUGUCAACGAGCUGGGAAGAUAAGGCACCUUUGCUUUGGGAGAUUGACUUGUUCAAAGUACCUUCUUGGUGCUACUGAAAGUGGCAUACUUUGCUGUUGGAAUCUGCUCAGUUGUGCAUUGGAAUGGAGUGCAAAAUUAAACAUAAGAGUCAUGGAGUCUGAUCCUAAUUCAGAGAAUAUUGCGGCAAUCUCGAAGUCCUCGGUGGGUUCAGACUUGUUUGUAUUUAAGCCUAGUGAACCAAGGCCAUUGUAUAUUCAAAAGAACAUCUCUAGAGAGGAAGUUCAGUGGGGAGUGUUUGUUCCACGUGAUGUUCCUGAAUCUUUUACCUCAGAAGCUUACCAAUGGCUCAACAGAUCACAGUUUUACUUCCUAACAAAAUCACAGAGUUUGUUGACAUUCAGUACAAAGUCUCCAGAAGAGAAACUGACACCAACUAGCAAACAGCUACUAGCAGAGGAAAGUCUUCCAACCACCCCAUUCUAUUUUAUAUUGGGAAAGCACAGGCAGCAGCAGGAGGAAAAAUUAAAUGACACUUCGGAAAAUCAACUAGUACAGCUACCUUUAACAGAAAAUAUACCUGCAAUUAGUGAGCUUCUCCACACUCCUGCACAUGUGCUGCCUUCAGCCUCUUUCCUGUGCUCCAUGUUUGUUAAUUCAUUGCUGCUGUCUAAGGAGACUAAGAGUGUUGAAGAAAUGUCUGGUGACGUAGACAUGGAUGAAGAAAAAGAAAGUGAUGAUUCUGAUGAAGAAAAUCAUUUUACUGAAAGUGUUCAGGACACAGAAAACACAGACUUGAGAGAAGACAUCAUACAUCAAUUGUCAAAAUCUGAAGAAAAAGAACUGAGAAAAUUUAGGAAAAUAGACUAUAGCUGGAUUGCUGCUAUUUAAAACUGGGAGGCGAAAAAGGUUGUCGCACUUUUUAUUGUAUAUUGAUACUCCAGAAACAUCUAUUUUAAAGUUAUUUCUUUUCUAAAAAUAUUAAAUUGCUUUACUUUUCUUUAAUAUAAAGUUAUAUUCUCACCGUGCUUGUGUUUUCUGGGUACAUAUUCACAUGUACAUCGCCUCAUUUUGAUUUUGAGUCACACAUCUGCCUUAUUAAGUAAAUGUUUCCUUUGUAGGUGAGGCAGCUUGUGUUCCUUUACCUGAAAUUCAGAGAUAGAAACUUGCUGAUUAAAUUUAACAUUGAAAUUUUAUUUAGUUGCCAAAUAUUAGUUAAACUUAUAUGAGCCCUCGUAAUUCGUUUACUUCUGUUAAGUGAUCUUUUCUUAUUUUCCCUAAUGUAUCCCACUAUAA